This is a messenger RNA of Solanum verrucosum, 807 nucleotides long. Its product is annotated as leucine-rich repeat extensin-like protein 3. Bases 1 to 807 code for a protein of 268 amino acids. NCBI's taxonomy places the organism in Eukaryota, Viridiplantae, Streptophyta, Magnoliopsida, Solanales, Solanaceae. The record is from RefSeq and is a predicted model, not a curated record. The transcript has a single exon.
AUGCCACCACUUUUAGGUGAUUUGGAGAAUUUAGAGCAAUUGAAUGUGGCACAUAAUAUGCUUUCUAGAACAAUUCCAAAAAGUAUUUGUCAGCUUCCUAAGCUUCAGAAUUUUACAUAUACUUAUAAUUUCUUCACUGGUGAACCGCCGGUGUAUUUGGGGUUGCCGGAGUUUCAUGAUGAACGGAAUUGUUUGCCCAAAAUACCGGUGCAACGGUCUUCGGGACAGUAUAAGGCGUUUUUGUCUAAAAAAAUUCAUUGUAGUGCUUUUAGGUGUCAUAAAUUUGUUCCUGUUUUGCCAUCUCCACCACCACUUUCACCGCCGUUGCCUGCCCCUCCUUCGCCUGUUGUGGUGCCUAUUUUUCCUUCUCCGCCACCUGUUUAUUCGCCUCCGCCACCAAUUUAUACUCCUCCUUCACCUUCACCACUACCUCCUCCACCUCCAUUUUAUUCACCACCGCCACCACCACCCUUUCCACCUCCUCCACCACCAGUCUAUUCACUGCCACUACCAACUCCAUCUCCUUCUCCACCGCCACCGCCAUCACUUCCACCACCUGUUUAUUCACCGCCACUACCCCCACCAUCUCCACCUCCUCCAUCACCAUUGCCUUAUUGUGUACGCUCACCUCCACCUCCCUUGCAGGCCUCCUCUUCUCCUCCUUCACAUUUUUUUCCGUCAUCUAAUGAAACCCACCAAUCUAAUCACUUCCUAUGCUUUUCUUUUCUAUUUUUCCUGCUGGUCCUGAACUCGACGAAGCCCCAAUUCACUGUCUUCGGCCUCUCCUUCUUGAUCUCACCAAUCUAA